Messenger RNA from Zonotrichia albicollis (white-throated sparrow), 297 nucleotides. The record is from RefSeq and is a predicted model, not a curated record. Lineage: Eukaryota; Metazoa; Chordata; Aves; Passeriformes; Passerellidae.
UCCUUGGCUUCUCCAGCCAGGAUGGGGCCUGAGCUGAGUGUCCUCCCUGGGCAGGUCCUGGACCCGGAGCUGGAGGUGGCCGACCUCGCCUUCCCCCCUUCCACCAUCUCCGCCUCUUCCCUCAAGAUGCAGGACAAGGAGAUCCGGGCCGUGUUCCUGCGCCUGUUUGCUCAGCUGCUGCAGGGCUACCGCUGGUGCCUGCACAUCAUCCGCAUCCAUCCCGAGCCCGUCAUCCGCUUCCACAAGGUGAGGGCCUCACCCAGGCCGGGCUGGGACAGCUGAGGGCAGGAAACACCC